CCUUGGAUGGACAGCGGCCGCCGCUUCGCCAAGGACCGGCUCACGGCCGCGCUCUCCCCCUUCUCCGGGACGCGCCGCAUCGGCCAUCCUUACCAGAACCGGACCCCGCCGAAGCGGAAGAAGCCGCGCACGUCCUUCUCGCGCUCCCAGGUGCUGGAGCUGGAGCGGCGCUUUCUGCGCCAGAAAUACCUGGCCUCGGCGGAGAGGGCGGCGCUGGCCAAGGCCCUGCGCAUGACGGACGCUCAGGUCAAGACGUGGUGGGUGGGACUUGCGGAGCCAGAGCAGAUAAAAGGUGAUGCUGCGAUGGGGGCAGCCCGCACUGGCUGGGUGGGUACCAAAGGUGUGAUGGGAGGAAAAUGCCAAUGA
This is a messenger RNA of Myotis brandtii (Brandt's bat), 366 nucleotides long. RefSeq names its product T-cell leukemia homeobox 2 (gene TLX2). The transcript is spliced from 3 exons. Lineage: Eukaryota; Metazoa; Chordata; Mammalia; Chiroptera; Vespertilionidae. The record is from RefSeq and is a predicted model, not a curated record. Gene Ontology annotation, cellular component: nucleus. The annotation marks the transcript as partial. Gene Ontology annotation, biological process: regulation of transcription by RNA polymerase II; animal organ development. Gene Ontology annotation, molecular function: RNA polymerase II cis-regulatory region sequence-specific DNA binding; DNA-binding transcription factor activity, RNA polymerase II-specific.